This is a messenger RNA of Passer domesticus (house sparrow), 2416 nucleotides long. RefSeq names its product zinc finger SWIM-type containing 1 (gene ZSWIM1). The record is from RefSeq and is a predicted model, not a curated record. Lineage: Eukaryota; Metazoa; Chordata; Aves; Passeriformes; Passeridae.
AUGGCGGGGUGGGCUGGGGCGGCUGGGCGGACGGGCUCCGGCUGUGCCACCGCUCGCCAUGCGCCCGCUUCCUCGCCUGCACGGGCUGCCUCUGCGGGCUGCGGAGCUGCGUCCCGGUGCGCGGCCACAGCCGGCAGCACGGCACCGCUGUCGGCCAGGACGUCAGCGCUGGGCAGGCCGCCAGGCAGGAGCCGGUGCCCGCACGCCGCCCUGGCUGGCGGCCACAGCGAGGGGCGCUCCGGCGGCCCCGGCCCGGGGCGAUGCGCGGCGGCGGCGGCGCCCGAGAGCUCCGGUGCCGCCCGGUGCCCGCGCCGUGCGAGGCCGCGCCGCGCCGCCGCUUGUGCUGCGGAGCGCGGCAGGGAGCGGGACGAGCCGCGGUGUCCCCGCCGGUGGCGGCGGCCCGCACUGACAGCCCCAGCCGCGCUGCCCCCCGCGCUCCCCUCUGUGUGUGCCGAGCACCGCACCGGGCGGCUGGCCGUGACCGCCGCCAGGAGAGCGCUGGGUGCAGGCACCGAGAGCCACCGGCAGGAGCUGCUCACCGGCCUGACAGACCUCAUCCCGCCGCACUUGCUGCCUCAGCUCCACCUUCACUGGCUGCUCGAGGAUGGGAGCUGGGCCACGCAAGAGGGCAGCUGGGGGGAGAGCAGAGGCUUCUUCAUAGAGCUGGAGAUUGUCUUCCAAGGGUUAUGUGAAAUUUUCACUGCUGGGUUCUCUCUGGAGAGCUGCAUCACCACCCUGGCCUGGCACUAGAAAGAGUGUAUUUCCAGCCAGCUCAGUCCCUGUUAUAUCCUGUAUCCUGUGGCAAAACUGGAGGCCACAGAAACCUCAGAGGAAGACAGUGAAGAUUAGAUUACCCAAAGGACUGAAGACAAUCAGUCUUUGAGUGGCAUUUGCACAGAGGCUGCUGCCAGUGUGCCUAAGGCAAUGGUUUGGAAGUCCAGGCAGCUGAUUUGCACCAGGCAGGACAGGCUCAAUGUACAGAUCCAGGAGGAUGGCCACCUGGGCAUCUUCCAGAAAGGCCCAAGUAACUACACUUGCCACUUCUACCUGGCCUUCCUGCUGGCCCAUCUUGCUGUGCUGAGUUCAAACAGGAAUCUGUUGCAGAGGGAAAUGCUCAGUAGACCAUGGGAGAGGGGAUGUGAUGCCCGUCAGGCUGGGUGAGACAGUGCUGAUGGCCUCUUGGAGGUCCUAAAGAGUUCCUGGAAAAACUCUUUGGAUAAAUCCCUGGUGGUGUCCUUCCUCACAGCAGAGAUCAGCCACAGUAGUGAGGACUUGGAGCACAGGACUCUGUGGGAGCUGGCUGACAGCUCAGCAGGCCCUCCGCUGAGUGAAGCUCCAGCACCGAGUGGGAGCUGAGCUGGGUGCUUCCACUGUGUCCUACCUUGCACCCUCAUUCCCCUCAGCCUGUCAUUUCCUCGGCGUGGAAGGGGCAGUUUGGGUCCUUGAUCUGCUGAGUGAGCGUCACUUUGUGCAUGGGGCAGCAGAGGAACUGGAUUGGGGGCUCCUGAUCCUGCAGGAAGGGUGACAGUCACUGACCUGGCUAACAGCUGUGGCCAGGAGCCAGCUCUGGGUGGUGCAAUGUGGGAGGUGCUGGUAUCCUGGAAUCUGCUGAGUUGGAAGGGACCCAUUUGGAUUGUGUCCAACUCCCAGUCCUGUGCAGGACACCACAAAAAUCUCACCAUGUGCCUGAGAAUGUUGUCCAGACACUUCCUGAACUCAGACAGGCUUGAUGUUAUGACCACUGCCCAUGGGAGCCUGUUCCAGUGCUCAGCCAACCUUCAGGUGAAAAACCUUUUUCUGAUAUCCUGUCUCAAUCUUUCCUGACUCAGCUUUAUACCAUUUCCUCGAGUUCUGUCACUGGUCAUGACAGUGAAGAGACCAGUACCUGCCCCUCUCCCUCCUCUCAUGAGGAUGCUGAAGACCACAAUGAGGUCUUACCCCAGUUUCCUCUUCUCCAGGCUGAACAGACCAAGUUAAUCUCUAAUGUUUCUCAAAAGCUUUCCUUCCAGUGCCUUCACCAUCCUCGUUGCAUCUCUUGAAUGUUCUCAAAUACCUCAAUGUAUUUUUUAUAUUUUGGUGCCAAAACUGCCCCCAGGACUUGAGGUGAGGCUGCACCAGUGCAGAGCAGGGCCGGACAAUCCCCUGCCUUGCUGACAAUGCUGUGUCUGAUGUCCCCAGGACAGGAUUGGCCCUCCUGGCUGCCAGGGCACUGCUGAUCAUGUUCAACUUGCCACCAACCAGGACCCCGGGUCCCUUUCCACAGUGCUGCUCUCCAGCUUCUUGUUCCCCUGUCUGUUUGUACCACCAGGAUUGCCCUAUACAAGGUGCAGAAUGUCAUUUGCUCUUGUUAAACUUCAUACUUUCAGUGAUUUCCCAUCUCUCCAAUUUGUUGAGGUCUCUCAGCAGGGCCUCUCUG